AUGGUAUUCGUACGUUUUUCUCUUUCCAAAUCUAACUUCCACCUUACAAUACAUGUCAUGUGAACUCGUGAAGUGUGCAGUGUUUGGUGCUUCUUUUUGUUCUCCUCUUUCCUUUUUUGGUUCACGAUUCCUUCCCUCCUCAUGGAGUCUCUGGAACUUGUUCCUCUUCUUCUUCUUCAUCCUCGCGCAUCACCACCACCACAAUCAAUAAGGCAACCUCGUUUCCCUUCUCUUCUCAAUAGAAAAACUAGAAAUGCCAACUUGCGAUCAUUUUCCGCUAACCUUCAAGGCGGCGGUGGCGGCGCUACUUCACAAGGCGGUCCCUUCUCUUUCGAAGACCAAACCUCUCACCACAAAGACGAUAGAGCUCUCCUCAUUGCCAGAGAAACCGACGAUUUUGGCUAUCUCGUUGGCUUUCGCUUGCUUCCUGACUCUGGUCUCGAAGAGUUGAUGAGUGUGUCACACACAAUAACUGAGGAAGAUUCUAGUAGCGAUGAGGUUGAAAAACCUGAGAUUGAAGAUACAGAAGAAGAGGGAGCUAAGACUAGAGUGUCCCAUAACAUUGUUUUCGUGACUUCUGAAGCGGCACCAUAUUCGAAGACCGGUGGCCUUGCUGAUGUUUGUGGCUCUUUACCGAUAGCACUCGCGGGCCGUGGACACCGUGUCAUGGUUGUCACGCCGAGAUACAUUCAUGGUACCCCUGAGGAUCUCAAGUUUGCCGGGGCAGUUGAUCUUGAUCAAUCCACCAAAGUGUUUUGCUUUGGAGGUGCUCAAGAAAUUGGCUUUUACCAUGAGUAUAGGGAAGGAGUUGAUUGGGUAUUUGUGGACCAUCCCUCAUUCCAUAGACCAGGGAAUCCGUAUGGAGACACGUUUGGGACUUUUGGGGAUAAUCAGUUUCGGUUCACUUUACUUUGCCAUGCAGCAUGUGAAGCCCCAUUGGUGCUUCCAUUGGGAGGGUUUACUUAUGGAGAAAAAUGUUUAUUCCUUGCUAAUGAUUGGCAUGCCAGCCUAGUUCCAAUACUUUUGGCAGCGAAGUAUCGUCCACAUGGGGUAUAUAAGGAUGCACGUAGUAUUUUGGUGAUACAUAAUAUAGCACACCAGGGAGUGGAACCUGCAAUUACAUAUAGCAAUUUGGGGCUACCUCCAGAAUGGUAUGGAGCACUGGGAUGGGUGUUCCCUACGUGGGCAAGGACACAUGCUCUUGACACGGGAGAAGCUGUCAACUUUCUAAAAGGUGCUGUUGUUACAUCUGACCGGAUUGUUACAGUAAGCAAGGGCUAUUCCUGGGAGAUAACAACUAGUGAAGGUGGAUGUGGUCUACAUGAUUUAUUAAGCAGUCGAAAAAGUAUUCUCAGUGGGAUCACAAAUGGAAUUGAUGUCACUGAAUGGGACCCGUCAUGUGAUAAACAUAUUGCUUCCAACUAUUCUGCUGAUGACCUUUCGGGGAAGGCCGAAUGCAAGAUUUCGUUGCAGAAGGAAUUGGGUCUUCCAGUGAGGCCUGAUUGUCCAAUGAUUGGAUUCAUUGGAAGACUGGACUACCAGAAAGGUAUUGACCUGAUUCGGUUGGCAAUGCCAGAGCUCAUGGAAGCUGAUGUUCAGUUUGUUAUGCUAGGUUCAGGAAACCCUAUUUAUGAAGACUGGAUGAGAGCAACAGAAUCAGCUUAUAAAGAUAAAUUUCGGGGUUGGGUGGGAUUCAAUGUUCCAAUAUCUCAUAAAAUAACUGCAGGCUGUGAUAUACUGUUAAUGCCAUCUGCAUUUGAGCCCUGCGGACUGAAUCAGUUGUAUGCAAUGAGAUAUGGAACUAUACCUGUAGUUCAUGAAACUGGGGGGCUAAGAGAUACUGUUCAUAAUUAUAAUCCCUAUACUGAAGAAAGCAAAGCUGAAAGCACUGGGUGGACAUUUUCUCCACUGACAAAGGAUAGCAUGUUAGCGGCUCUAAGAUAUGCCAUUCAAACAUAUAAUGAACACAAGCCUUCUUGGGAGGGGUUGAUGAUAAGAGGCAUGACAAGAGAUUACACAUGGGUAAAUGCUGCCACUCAGUACGAGCAAGUCAUUGAGUGGGCAUUCACCGACCCUCCCUAUUGCUGAAAGCUGAAAUGAAGUUUGCAUAAAAGAUGAUCUACGCAAGAUUUUCUUUCAAUAUACUCAGGCUGCUUAAGGAGAUUAUCAUGUUCAUAAUCAUGGCUUAGUGAUAACAGAAAGGAGGCAAUUUUUUCUUUGGUCGCUUGAGUCUCCCAGCUUGGUGUAAUUUUAUUAAGAAACACAAUUUAUUUUAGGAAUGCACACACACACACACACACACAUAUAUAUAUAUAUAUAUAUAUAUAUCUCACCCGUCUUGAGCCUGUACUCUUUUGAUGAUAUGAUAGGGUACAUAAACUCAGCUAGGAGGUCCUCGUGAAAUUUCUUUACACAGAUUGAAACUCCACUUUGUAACUAUGCCAAUAAUAUUAUUAAAUGCUAUUAGAAGCUUUUUUUACCGUACAAAGGGCAAAUGGAUAAUCAAUUGUGAUGCAUA
This is a messenger RNA of Glycine soja, 2518 nucleotides long. Its product is annotated as soluble starch synthase 1, chloroplastic/amyloplastic-like. Gene Ontology annotation, molecular function: alpha-1,4-glucan glucosyltransferase (UDP-glucose donor) activity. The transcript has 15 exons. Gene Ontology annotation, cellular component: chloroplast. Lineage: Eukaryota; Viridiplantae; Streptophyta; Magnoliopsida; Fabales; Fabaceae. The coding region runs from base 142 to 2088 and encodes 648 amino acids. The record is from RefSeq and is a predicted model, not a curated record.